AUGACGUGCAUUCAUGCAUCGUGUUUGUUUGUUUGCUUGUGGUGGCAUCUGCGUGUGUUUUUUCUGUUGUCGCUUGUCGCGUCUCUUUUUCCGCCUCACUCUCCAUGUGUUUUGCCCCCCUUCUCCGCUAGUACCCAAACUUCGGAUCACCAAUCCACACAAGCUGCCGUUCACAUGUCUGUUGUUGCUUCCGGGCGCGUUGCCGCGAAUCUCCAGCGCUUGGGCAUAAAACUUCCAGCCGCAGCAGCGCCUGCAACAAAUUACGUGUCUUACGUCUGCAGUGGCAUGCAGCUGCAUGUCUCCGGCCAGCUACCAAAGAACGACGUGGGGGGAUGCAUGACUGGGCAACUGGGUGCCUCACUGACAGUAACGGAGGGGCAAGCGGCGGCUCGGGCCUGUGCGUUGCAGGUUGUGAGCCAAAUGCAGGCAGCUCUGGGCGACCUGGACCGUGUGAAACGUGUCGUGAAGCUCAACGUCUUUGUGAAUUCCUCACCAAGUUUUACGGAGCAGUCGUACGUUGCCAAUGGCGCCUCUGACCUUAUUCUAAGUGUGUUCGGGGAGGAGGCUGGUCGACAUGCUCGGUGUGCAGUGGGGGUGGCGCAGCUGCCGUUUGGGGCCGCCGUUGAGGUGGAUGCGUUGGUGGAAUUGAAUAAUUGA
This is a messenger RNA of Trypanosoma cruzi, 657 nucleotides long. Its product is annotated as endoribonuclease L-PSP (pb5), putative. The coding region runs from base 1 to 657 and encodes 218 amino acids. NCBI's taxonomy places the organism in Eukaryota, Euglenozoa, Kinetoplastea, Trypanosomatida, Trypanosomatidae. The record is from RefSeq and is a predicted model, not a curated record. The transcript has a single exon.